GACUGGAAUGUACAAAGUUAAAAAUCACACAACACCAGGUUAUAGUCCAACAGAUGUAAUUGAAAGCACUAGCUUUCGGAGCGACGCUCCUUCAUCAGGUGUUUCCUCACAACCACCUGAUAAACCUGUUGGACUAUAACCUGGUGUUGAUUACUUUUAUUAACAUUAUUAAUCUAUGGAUUACAGUUUAUGAAGCAAUUUCCCUGCAGUUACACAUUGGGCCGAAGGAGGCAGCAAAACCAAAGAGUGAAUUCAGUCAAAAACGAAAGUAAUUGUUUUCAGGGAGGGGCUGCUGUUGUGAACGUCUUUACUUUUUACACAUCUGUCGGGAAAAGGUGGAAAGUGUUCUGUCAGAUUGUGGGAAAGUAAGAGCUCACUUCCAUCCGAUCCUCCCUCAAUCUCCUCUUCAUCCAAUCUCCUCAGUCCCUCUCUCCCAGACUCUCUUCCUGCAGUUUAACACGAUAAUGAAAGUUCCUGGAUGUACUUCCUGAUCCGAGCUCCUCUGCAGUGUUUGUGAAAAAUAUCUCAAUGAGGAAUCGUCUGACUUUCUGAAGCCAAAAGAAUAGUGCCAGAAGACUGGAAUUAGCAAAUGUUGUCCCCUUGUUCAAGAAGUGGAGUAGAGACAACCCUGGGGAUUAUAGACCAGUGAGUCUUACUUCAAUUAUGAGAUACUUCAAUCAGUCAUUUCCAAUAAUGCAAGGAAGAGUCUUCAGUUGUCUGUUACUGUUUGGUUUUCACACUGUGCUGUCAGAGAUAUUCGAUGUGUUUGUACCGGAUGAUCCCAUCACAGUCUCUGUGGGUAAAGAUGUUGUACUAGAGUGCCAAGUGGUCCCAGAUAUAUCUCUGGAUACCAUAGAGGUUCGAUGGUUUACAUCAGAUUCAGCUUCACCAGUUCAUCUAUACACUGGAGGACAGGAUCGGCCUGACGUACAGGACAAAGAUUAUCAAGGGAGGACAGAACUGUUUAAAGAUGAGUUUCCCCAUGGAAAUGCUUCUCUGAAACUGAAGAAGAUAAAAGUGUCAGAUGAAGGGAAUUACACGUGUUACAUUGACUCCAAAACACACCAUGAUCAAGCAGUGAUAGAUCUGAAAGUUGAAGAGUUUGGAGACUGGCCUUGGGUUCACGUGGAGGAAAGCAGCAACGAAGGACUUUGUGUUGUGUGUCAAUCAGACGGAUGGUAUCCUGAGCCACUGAUUCACUGGGUAAAUGGGAAAGGAGAAGAUGUGACAGUACAGUCUGAAACAGAAUUCAUUAAGGACUCCACAGGCCUCAUCACCGUCCAGAGUCGUAUUAAUGUUACAAGUGAUUCUGUAAACAAGUUUUCGUGUUUCAUGGAAAACCAGUUUUUGAGCAAAAUACAAGAGGCUCAUCUCCAGAUAUCAGAUGAGUUCUUCCCCAGAGUCCGUGCUUGGCUUGUCAGUUUCUGGGUGUUUGUCGUCCUUGUAAUUAUGGCUAUUGCUGUUGAUGUAAUGAUCCACAGAAAAGAGGACAAAAAGAUUAAAGAACUGGAGUGGUUCUGCACUUUGGAAGGAUAUGACAAAGUGGAACUAGACUGUGUCUCUGUGACCCUGGAUGUGGAAACAACGAAUCCCCGGCUCGAGGUGUCUAAGGAUCUGAAGAGUUUGAGAUGGACCGGGGCCUGGAGGAGUCUCCCUGACACCGAGAAGAGGUUUACAAACUGGGCCUGUGUCCUGGGAUCAGAGGGAUUCACAUUGGGGAGACAUUACUGGGAGGUGGAGGUGGUGGGGAAUAGGGACUGGAGUCUGGGAAUAGCCUCAGAGUCUGUGGAGAGGACGAGAUGGGUCAGUCUGAUCCCGGAGAAUGGAUUCUGGACCAUGGGGCGGAAUGGGAAUCAGUUUUAUAUAAAUACCUCUCCACCAUUACCUCUCUGUGUCGGUCAGAUCCCCAGGAAGGUGGGAGUUUAUCUCAGUUAUGAAUCUGGGACAGUUUCAUUUUACAACGCGGAGACCAAGUCCCAUCUCCACACCUUCACUGGGAAUACAUUCACUGGGAAACUUUAUCCUUUCUUCGGGACUUUGUAUUUCAAACACUUUCUGAGGAUCUGCCGUUAAAGGGGCGGGGCCUCCCUGACGUCACAAUGUCCAACCCCUCAGGUCAGGGGUCAGAACCCUGCAUUGACAUCAGGAUGUUACUAAAUGUGUCAGUAAAUGAUCAAUUUAUACUUUGUAAAUAAAUUCAAUAAUAAUUGAAAUGUCAGAUGGUGAAAAUAAAAAGUAAAUUAAA
Messenger RNA from Hemiscyllium ocellatum (epaulette shark), 2245 nucleotides. RefSeq names its product butyrophilin subfamily 1 member A1-like. The record is from RefSeq and is a predicted model, not a curated record. The coding region runs from base 664 to 2073 and encodes 469 amino acids. Gene Ontology annotation, molecular function: protein binding. The transcript has 10 exons. NCBI's taxonomy places the organism in Eukaryota, Metazoa, Chordata, Chondrichthyes, Orectolobiformes, Hemiscylliidae.